Pyricularia grisea is the source of this 1648-nucleotide messenger RNA. RefSeq lists its product as uncharacterized. The coding region runs from base 409 to 933 and encodes 174 amino acids. NCBI's taxonomy places the organism in Eukaryota, Fungi, Ascomycota, Sordariomycetes, Magnaporthales, Pyriculariaceae. The record is from RefSeq and is a predicted model, not a curated record. The transcript has 2 exons.
GUACAACGUAUUAAGGUGGUAUCGUGCUCCCUCCCUCCACUCCCCAUACACAUUAUUUGCUCUGUUAACUCCUGUAUUCUUUCUUUUUUUUCUUCUUAUUUUUUCUUAUUUGUACUGUAAUGACAUCGGUAUCUAGGGCCCGACAAAGUCCCCGCAACCCAUCGUUCUGCUGUAACCCUCGGCUCGGCCUGGCGCAAUUUUUUCCCUGAUUGUUCCUGAAGAAAGCUCGUGUUGGUCUUGGCUGCUUUGUUCCAAUAUUUACUUUUACAGGCCUUGACUGCCUACCUACCCACCUGCUUUUGCCUGCCCGCCCGCUUUUGCUACCUCUAUCCAGUAAAAUCCUGGGCAGCAAGCAACAUAGACUUUGUUAUACAACGUUGUCAAGGACGGAAAAUAAGUCAGAAAACAAUGAAGUUCAACAGUGGUCUUCUCGCCGGCGCUGCCGUCUUCAUUGCCGGCAUCGCCACGGCCCAGGAUUGUGUCAGCGUCGCCUUGUCGGUCAUCCCGUCGUGCGCACAGCCUUGCUUCCUCAACGGCGCCCCGACCAUUGGCUGCGCCGGCACAGACUUCAAGUGCCAGUGCCAGCAGCAGGCCAAGAUGUUUGCGGCCGUUGAGAGUUGCGUGCAGAAGAGUUGUCCGGAGUCUGAGUUCCAAAAGACCAUUGACGGAUCUGACAAGGUCUGCACCUGCGCGUCUGGAGGUUCCUCUUCAAACAACGUCGGAGCGACCGGAAACACUGUCCAGCCGUCCAGCUUCAUCCCUAGCCCAACCUCUGCUGCUUCUAUCACCACAUCCAGCGCAGCGCCAACUGGGACCACGUCUGCUCAACCAUCCACAGUUCCGUCAGCCGCCGCCGCAAAUAUGGCCGGUGUAGAGCGCGGCAUCAUUAUUGGUGCUGUGGGUGGUGCACUUUGGGCAGCGCUCGGGAUGUGAGCAGCCCACUGAUAGGCGGAGGCGACUCUGGUUCUAGAAACCUUUUGGUCCAAACCCCCAGAACAUAAAUCUUCUUCGAGCUGUACAUAUUUAGCGUCCAACAUUAAUAAUACUACUCAAUAAUCAAGCCAAUUGAAGCUUGCCCGAGACUGCCGAUUACUUAGACAAGCAGGAGAGUCAAUUAAAGAAAGACGGCAAAUGCAGACCCGGAUGCCAUGCCGCUGCAUCACAGCAGUGAUGAAAAAGGCUUCAUAUCAACUACCGAAUGAGAGGUACAAGUCGGGAGUGUCGACGCGGUCUUUUGGGCAGACUGAUCAACUCUGGUUGGUCAGUUUAUAUUGGCGCGCCGCUCCGACAUGGGAAUUCUCCUCAUUUGGGUCAAAUCACUCAAGCUUUCAUCUACAUGAUGCCGACCGGACAAUUUAUCCGCUUGUCGAUCUCGAAUGCUGUUGGAGAGCUAGGCAUUACCAUAUGACCGUGGGACCAAUGUAUUGGUUUUGUCGCCGGGAAACUUGAUUGUAUAAUUGGAGCUUCAUUACAGAACAAGAACAAGAACAAGAACUAAAACCAGAUGCAUACUUCGUAUGGGUCAUGGAAGACUUCACACCAAGUGGUCGUAGGUUUUUCUCUCCUUAUAAGCCACCCGUACCAGGCCUAGGCCUUUCUUCUGUAGCUUUCACGCUCGAACCCCAACUCUUCUCACAUCCUCUCUAUC